AUGUAUUACUCUUCAAGGUUCGGCCGGCAUGGGUUCGACAAUAUCUCGAGUAUGCUGCAAAUGAACAAGCAAGAACAUGUUGAAUAUCUUGCUAGAACUCUGGGAGACAUCAAAAAAUUUCUGAUGAAGAAACAUAAUACCAGAGAAUAUCUCGAAACUUGGGAAUUUCAAAUUGUUUAUGAAGAUAAAAAGUUUGAUAACUCGCAAAAAAAACCAAUUUCUGGUAACAAAAAUCCUCAAGACAUUAGUGACGAAAUAAGUGCUGUUCUACGACAGAUCUUAGGUGUUACAACGGUAUUACCUCUACUGGAGAAAAAUAAGGUAACUGACGCGAUCCGUGCAAAACCAAAACGUGGAGCUCCCGCAUGGAAUGGGUGGCAUACAGUAACAGAGAAUACUACAAUUGCGAAUCAACAACAAAUGGAGUUCAGAUCCUUUUUAACAUCUAUUCAUUGUAUUAAAAGUAAAGUGCAGUACAAAGGAGUUUAA
Copidosoma floridanum is the source of this 489-nucleotide messenger RNA. RefSeq names its product mitotic spindle assembly checkpoint protein MAD2A-like. Gene Ontology annotation, cellular component: cytoplasm; nucleoplasm; kinetochore. Gene Ontology annotation, biological process: mitotic spindle assembly checkpoint signaling. The record is from RefSeq and is a predicted model, not a curated record. NCBI's taxonomy places the organism in Eukaryota, Metazoa, Arthropoda, Insecta, Hymenoptera, Encyrtidae.